Molecule: messenger RNA, 1078 nt
Organism: Hibiscus syriacus
Lineage: Eukaryota; Viridiplantae; Streptophyta; Magnoliopsida; Malvales; Malvaceae
Product: probable BOI-related E3 ubiquitin-protein ligase 2
Exons: 3
Coding region: 52-1041 (329 amino acids)
Biological process (GO): regulation of programmed cell death
Molecular function (GO): ubiquitin-protein transferase activity
Source: RefSeq, a predicted model, not a curated record
GCCGACUCCAACUCAAACGCUAUCAUUUUUCCAUUUUUUCUCUCCAUUUCCAUGGCUGUCGACGCUAGGCAUCUCACUCUUUUCCCUCCUCAAUUCUUAGGAAACAGGGAAACGAUGAAUCCCAUUGACACAAACGGGAAUCUGUAUCCGCUGGGGAUGGGAUACGGUUUUCCAACGGCGGCUGAAGGAUUGCUUCCUUUAUAUAACUCUUUCGUUAACGAUCAAAAAGCUGCAGCGGCGGCGGCGGCGAUGAAAUCAGAGAGUAGCCUGUCGUACAACAAUGUUCUUCCGUUACCCAGAAAGCGUUCAAGGGAUUCCAUUUAUUCAAUCCUUUCGUUUCCUUCUCUUGUUCAGCAACCCCAUGGCGAUAUCAACAACAGUAAAACUUGCUCUCCGUUUUCGUUUCUGGGUCAUGAUGUUUCCAUUCAUAUGGAGCAGCAACAGUUGGAUGUUGAUCAUCUUGUCUCCCGACAUAUGGAGAGAAUGAAAGUGGAAAUGGAGGAGAAAAGGAAGAGGCAAGCGAAGAAGAUAAUGGAUGCAAUCGAAGGCGGGGUAAUGAAGAAGCUAAGAGCCAAAGAGGAAGAAAUCGAGAAGAUCGGGAAAUUAAAUUGGGCACUCGAAGAACGGGUGAAGUCGCUGUGCAUAGAGAAUCAAAUAUGGCGAGACAUGGCUCAAACCAACGAAGCGACGGCCAACGCACUACGGACAAACCUAGAACAAGUCCUCUCCGCCGCGUGUACUCGUGGCGUAGAGGAGACUGCUGCCGCGGCGGAAGCGGCUGGAGACGAGGUUGAUGACGCGCAGUCUUGUUGCGGAAGCAGUUAUUGGGAAGUUGAGAAGAAGUGCAUGCCGGCAACGACCACCGAGGAAGGUGGCAUCGCCGGCGGGCGGUGGUGUAGGAAUUGCGGGAAGGUGGAAUCGUGUGUGCUGUUGUUACCAUGCAGGCAUUUGUGCUUGUGUACUACCUGCGGGUCGUCGGUUCAUAUUUGUCCCGUUUGUAAAUCCUCUAAAGAUGCUAGUGUCCAUGUCAACAUGUCAUAAGCCCCCCUCCCAAAAAAAUCAAUAUACCCACAAAAAA